UCCCAACCCUAGGCUUGCGGCUUCGGAUCUUCUUCUUUGGCUAGGCACCGUAGGCCUAUUUCCAUGAAGCUAGCAAAGCGAGGCUCAGACUUCCACCAUUUAGAGAAACCAACAUUAAAGACAAUGAAUUUAUCCGGGAGUUCAGCUCCGGAACCCGGGAGCUCUUUUAGUGGGUGAGGCGGAGCUGGUGGCACUUCUGGCCUCCAACCGCUAGGGGUCACUGUGACAGCUGCGUGGCGUCUUGGGACCUGGGAGUUCACUGCGCAAGCGCAUUCCAGCCAUUCCUCCGUCCCCACGUGUGAAUCUUUCUGGCAACUUUUUCGAGAAAAAUGCCCAAAUUCAAGGCGGCCCGCGGGGCCGGGGCUCAGGAAAAACAUGCACCCCUGGCCGAGCAGAUCCUGGCUGGGGACGCGGUGCGGACAGGGGCCCGGGAAAAGCGGCGGGUUCGCGGAACUGGAGAAGAGGAGGAAGAGUAUGUGGGGCCGCGGCUGAGCCGACGGAUUUUGCAGCAAGCGCGGCGGCAACAGGAGGAGCUCGAGGCCGAGCAUGGGACUGGGGUCAGUACCGCAGCACCACGGGAACGCACCACGCGGCUGGGUCCAGGAGUGCCGCAAGAUGGAUCAGAGGAUGAGGAUGAGGAGUGGCCCACCCUGGAGAAGGCUGCCACAAUGACAGGAGUGGGCCACCAUGCAGAGGUGGUCGUGGACCCUGAGGAUGAGCGUGCCAUUGAGAUGUUCAUGAACAAGAACCCUCCUGCCAGGCGCACCCUGGCUGACAUCAUCAUGGAGAAGCUGACUGAGAAGCAGACAGAGGUUGAGACGGUCAUGUCAGAGGUGUCGGGCUUCCCUAUGCCCCAGCUGGAUCCCCGGGUGCUGGAGGUCUACAGGGGGGUCCGGGAGGUGUUAUCUAAGUACCGCAGUGGAAAACUGCCCAAAGCAUUUAAGAUCAUCCCUGCACUCUCCAACUGGGAGCAGAUCCUCUAUGUCACAGAGCCUGAGGCCUGGACUGCAGCUGCCAUGUACCAAGCUACUAGGAUUUUUGCCUCUAACCUGAAGGAACGCAUGGCCCAGCGCUUCUACAACCUUGUCCUGCUGCCCAGGGUACGAGACGACAUUGCCGAAUACAAAAGACUGAACUUCCACCUCUACAUGGCACUCAAGAAGGCCCUAUUCAAGCCUGGAGCCUGGUUCAAAGGGAUCCUGAUACCACUGUGUGAGUCGGGCACUUGUACCCUCCGGGAAGCCAUCAUCGUGGGUAGCAUCAUCACCAAGUGCUCCAUCCCUGUGUUGCACUCCAGUGCAGCCAUGCUGAAAAUUGCUGAGAUGAAAUACAGCGGUGCCAACAGCAUCUUCCUGCGACUGCUGCUGGAUAAGAAGUACGCGCUGCCUUACCGGGUACUGGACGCCCUGGUCUUCCACUUCCUGGGGUUCCGGACAGAGAAUCGCGAGCUGCCUGUGCUCUGGCACCAGUGCCUUCUGACUUUGGUCCAGCGCUACAAGGCAGACUUGGCCACGGAUCAGAAAGAGGCCCUCCUGGAACUGCUUCGGCUACAGACCCAUCCACAACUGUCCCCUGAAAUCAGGCGUGAGCUUCAGAGUGCAGUCCCCCGAGAUGUGGAAGAUGUUCCCAUCACCAUGGAGUGAAGAAAACAGUCACCUGUCCUGAUCGGAGGGGCGUGGGAAGACACCAGGUCCCCUGCUCGUAACUAAAGAUGAGACUGAGCUUUAAUGGGGGCAGACCCAGAUCAGAGCAGUGAUGCGUCACAGGGGCAUCUGUGGCUUCCAGCCUAGGACAAGGACAGAGGGCCUCACUGGCUCCUUCCUUGCUUCUAGGCCUACCUUCUGCUCAGUUCUGAGACCUGACUUGAGAGUGGACACCCCAGCUUUCCCACUCCCCAGCUGGGACUUGGUUUAAGUACUUGCUCUCUGGCUGUUGUCAAGUCACUGGGAUGCCAUAAAAACAGGCAGGUAUUUAUUGGA
Messenger RNA from Lemur catta (Ring-tailed lemur), 1979 nucleotides. It is a transcript of the gene BYSL, whose product is annotated as bystin like. Gene Ontology annotation, biological process: rRNA processing. Gene Ontology annotation, molecular function: snoRNA binding. Gene Ontology annotation, cellular component: preribosome, small subunit precursor; nucleolus; cytoplasm. Bases 330 to 1643 code for a protein of 437 amino acids. The transcript is spliced from 7 exons. The record is from RefSeq and is a predicted model, not a curated record. Lineage: Eukaryota; Metazoa; Chordata; Mammalia; Primates; Lemuridae.